This is a messenger RNA of Plasmodium berghei ANKA, 201 nucleotides long. RefSeq names its product cytochrome c oxidase copper chaperone, putative. The record is from RefSeq and is a predicted model, not a curated record. NCBI's taxonomy places the organism in Eukaryota, Apicomplexa, Aconoidasida, Haemosporida, Plasmodiidae. Gene Ontology annotation, cellular component: mitochondrial intermembrane space. Bases 1 to 201 code for a protein of 66 amino acids. The transcript has a single exon. Gene Ontology annotation, molecular function: copper ion binding; copper chaperone activity.
AUGGGAUUAUCUUUAACUAAGCCAUUAAAUACAACUGAGGAAAAUAAAACGUGUGCAAAAAAAAAGAAAAUAUGUUGUGUAUGCUUAGAUACAAAAAAAUUAAGAGAUGAAUGUAUUGUUAAUUUAGGAGAAGAAAAAUGCAAAAAAUAUAUUGAUGAACAUAAUCAAUGCCUACGAAAUGAAGGGUUUGACAUCAAAUAA